Molecule: messenger RNA, 4611 nt
Organism: Porites evermanni
Lineage: Eukaryota; Metazoa; Cnidaria; Anthozoa; Scleractinia; Poritidae
Source: the annotation of a GenBank genome assembly
UUUGAAAAGAAAAGUUUUUUGCCCUCUUCGGUUUGUUUUCAUGAGACAGUAUUAUUUCAAGUGGAUAAAACUGAUCCAAAAUGCCAGAAAAGGUUAGACAUAUCGAGUGGGAAGAGAUGGAUAAAAGAAAAUUUUAUUUCUUUGGUCCAACAUUGUUUCUUGGUAUUCGUGCGUUGCUUUACCCGGCGAACUUAGUAAAAACCCGUCUCCAAGUACAACGGAAACACGCACUCUAUAAAGGAUCAUUCGACGCCUUCAAAAAAAUAGUGCGCUUUGAAGGCAUUCGAGGGCUCUAUAAAGGAUUUCUAGUGAGCAGUUUUGGUCUUUUGGCUGGACAAUGUUACAUCACAACCCUAGAAUUAGUUAAGACAAGAACAAAACAUUAUAACACAGCUCUUAGAGGGUUUUUGGCUGGGGGAAUUGCUUCAAUAGUGGGGCAAACUAUCACAGUUCCAGUAGACGUUAUUUCUCAGAAGCUUAUGGUACAAGGCCAGGGGGAUGCCACAGGUAAACUGAAAGGAGCCUCUGUCAUUAUACGUGAGGUCAUAAAGACUGGUGGGCCUUUGGGGCUUUAUAGAGGUUAUUUGAUCUCUCUGAUGACUUAUGCGCCUAGCAGUGCCAUUUGGUGGUCCUCUUAUGGUGCAUAUACAGCAUUAGUCGGCAGUAUAGUAAUAUCAGGAACACCUCAUUUGUUGGUUUUGGCCACUGCUGGUUCAAUGGCUGGAUUUACGACUGCGACACUUACAAAUCCCUUGGAUAUUAUGAGAACACGAUUGCAGGUUUGUUAUCGCUUUAUUUGUCAUUAUACAAGAAAAUGAAAGGCUAAGGGGGUAAACUGAGGAACAAUGAUGGGUAGUUAUUGGAAGUGCAAAGUUGAGUGGGUUAUGCAUUGUAUCAUCUCCAAGAAGUUUCUUGUCAAAUCACAUACUUUUAAUCACCACAAAAUCUCGAGCCCAACAAGUCCUCUUUGCACCUCCUCAUCACUAUCAUGCUUGCACUGUCAGCCCUGGGUGUCAGCCUGGAAGCAAAGUCAUAUCUGAUAGCCCAAGGCUAGUGGGUUUUGCAAAAAAAUACUGUUUUUAACUUGCUUGAUGGGCAAGUGAUCUGUUUGGGGGAAUUACAUAAAUACUGUAACACAAAUUUUAAAAUGGGACUGAAAUGUUUUUCAAGCUUAUCAGACGAGGUGAAAUCUGCAAAAACUAGUAUCUCAUUACAUUCCAUGCCAGACUAGACAUACCGGUAAUAUGGUUGGCACAAUCCUAGUUUAACGGCAAGGCUGCUGCCUUAUGGUUGUCCAGUCGCCAGAGGCUCCUAUGAUUGCUCAUGAGCGACUAAAACUUUAAACAAGGAGCCUUUACAGGUGACUAAAACUUAUGAUUCUCAUGGCAACAGCUUCUAUGCCUGCUUCCACUUUUCUGAAAAUUUGAAACUCGAACGAAACAAGUUUCAAGCAUCUGCUUACUUAUUUAGGUUUAUCGAUUAAUUGGCUCCUAGAAAUGUGGCUCGGGCUCCUAACUUUUUAUUUUAGGAGCCUUAAGGUUUCCCAGAAAAUUUUCUUAGGCAGCAGCCUUGAAAGGCAAUUAAAAAUACAUCAGAUGUAAGGCUCAUGUUGUGUAGCUCACUACAAUAAAUGAAGCAAGUUGUUAAUUAACAAGUGGUGUCGUCACACAACGCUUCUCCCCACAAAUGGCUGCUGAGAAUCAAACCACAUUCCUUUCUUGCCUUUUUCUGGAAGGUUUUUGCAUUAGGUUUGCGGUACGGUGACUCCUCUUUUAUCAGUGCCCCAUCAUGUGUGAAUGACAGAACAAUCAAAAUUGUCUCGUGAAAUCAAGCAAUCAAUAAGAGUAGUGUUGCCAUAGAUAAGCAGCAGCUGCAAGAAAGUCAAGCAAAUGUAAUGCACAACAUGAUGUGCUGAUAAAGUUGCUGGGUAUAGUUUCGGGAAGUCACUCAUUGAUAAUUUAUAAGAUUGCUUUUGUUUGAAAAAGUACCCUUGAGAGUAUAGUCUUCACAUGUACAGCAACACAAUGAGCACAUGCAGCACAAGAAAUUCAUCAUACAAAUGCAAGUUAAAAAGAGCCAACCGAUCCUGGUAAGAGUCUUGUAGCGAAGUCGUUCGCAUCCAAGUGAAGGUUACUAGGCCUAUCAGAUGUUUUUUUCACUUGGAACUCUGUUAAUCGCUCAAAGCAAACUUUUCUACUAAUUAACCUUUUCAUUGCUUGCAGACACAGAGCCUAUCCAAAUACAGUGACGAUUGAUUGAUUUGUCUAAAAUUGAGUAGUAUGUUCACUUCCGGUUUCCAAGGGCCCUAAUGUAACUGGGAACAUAAUCUGAGGGGAUGAUUGUGUUACCAUAGUCUUCUACACAGCCAGUUUUAGUGUCGUCACGCAAUGUUCCUCCACACAAACGGCUGCUGAGAACCGAACAACAUUCCUUUCCCUUUGUGUUUGUGGUCUAACGAACAACCAAUCAUGUGUGAGAAAAUUGACAAUACCUGAGCUGCAGGGCACUAGCAAGGGGCGCUAGGAAGCGAACACACUUGGUUUUCAACAAAUCAAUCAAUCACUGCUGAAUUUGGAUGUGCUCUGUGUCCGCAAGCAACGAAAAGGUUAAUUUGCAGAAAAGUUUGUUUUAAGCGGUUAAGGAAGUUCCAAGUGGAAAAAAAGGUUUGAUAGGCCUACAUGACUCUUACCAGGAUCGGUUGGUUCUUCAUUUAACCUGCAUAUGUACUGAUAUGUGACUGAUAUGUAUGGUGAAUUUCGUGUGCUGGAUGUACUCAUUAUAGACAAAAACUCUUAAGGGUACGGUUAAAAAAAAGCGAUCUUAUAAAUUAUCGAUGUGCGAUUUCCCGAAACUGUACUGGGCAACUUUAUAAGCACAUCCAUGUUGUGCAUCACAUUUGCUUGACUUGCUUGCUGCUGCUGCUAAUCUCAUAAAUUUUAAAUAGGACCCGACUACGACAACACCACUCUAGUUGAUUGCUUGUUUUCACGCGAUGAUUUUGAUUGUUCUGUCGUUCACACAUGGGGCAUCCCAUAAAAGCGAAGCUGUGACUGGAAGAGUGACUGUAUCGCAAAUGCGGUGCGAACACCUUUAGAAAAUGGGAGCUGAAUAAUAAUUGGCUAAUCGUGAGAAAGGAAUUUUAUUCCAUUCUCAGCAGCGGUUUGUGGGGAGGAGCAUUGCAUGACGACCCUAAAAACAGCUGUGUGGCAGACUAGUGUUACCAGUGUUUAAUUAAAAAUCUCACAAUCAUGUCAAUACACUUUGACUGAAAAUUAGUCAACCCCACGUGACUAUAAAAGAUGUCCAAGGUUUUGACCAUCUGUUUCCCUUAAGGUUCAUUACAUUAGUUUGGUUUUUGGUUUGAAUGCAGUACUGAUUCUGAAAAUUGUCAUCUUAAAAAUGCUUUUUAAAGGUUGGUGGUGGAAAAUCAACAUAUGUUAUACACAUGUUUCGCUCCUUACUUCAAGAAGAAGGACCAUUUGGACUAACUAAAGGAUUGUCGGCAAGAAUCAUUGCAAUGGUUCCAUCAAGUGUUGCCAUGGUACUGGGGUAUGAAACAGUCAAAAGACUUAGUUUGAAGUCAUCAGAUGUUGAUAUACAAGUGCAAGAAGAAGGUUAUUUAGAAGCAUCAUUUUGAAAUGUCAGCUGUAAAGAAUUCACUUGAAGAGAUGUCAGGCUCUUGCCCUUGUAAAUCUGCAAAUAAGCACCAAUAACUCAUCUUUUAGGAUAUGAAUAAUAACAAUUGUUAUUAGCUGUAAAUAUCAGCUUGCAGUUCUCCCAAUAUUACUAUCAAGCUGAGGGAAUAAUGUAGAAUGAAACCUGUAUCACCUGUCACCUACUCCUUUAAUGACUUAUAGUGCGACAAUGAAAACAAUAAGAUUAUAGGGCAUCCAAAUGACAGAAGAAAAGCAGGGUACGAUGCUAGGUGUCUGUUUUAAAAUAUAAGUCCAUCUUGUAAUAAGGUGUCAGUUUAAAGAGUUGGCUGUAUUUUAUCACACUUUUUUUUUCUUUGCGGUUCUAACAAAGCUACGACAUGAAAUUGCCUUUUUUUAUAUUUAAAGGAGGAUGUAACCAACUGGCGACAAAAUAAUAAUUAUUUUAUCUCUCUUUCUGACCUGGAUAUGGUUCCUCAGAAUUAAAUUCUAGAAGGGUUCACCUACAUUUGAAAAAGUAAGUUGUGAUAAAGACUGACAGAACACAAACUGUUGCUUGUUAAUAGGUUUAUCAGUUGUUUUCUGUAGUUAUUAGUCCAGCAUGUUUUACUUUUUAAUGUGUUAGAAUGAUAUCAUUGUUUAUUUAUACUGGGAUCACUGCUAGAAAGGAGCUCAUCAUGUCAGGUUUCCACUGUGUGAUAUUAGGGUGCUAACCUGUGAUGAAAAACGUUGGCGGACAGCCGCUAAACAAAAAAGGGGAAAAGGGAUGCCUGAUCACAGGGUAAAAGGAUGCUAUAUUUGCUUGAAUAAACACUGCCACAAGAUAAGCUCCUUACUUUAGAGGAAAUAUAUUGAGAAGCCCCACCCCUAAAUAAGAGCAAUAGAGUUGAUGCGACAAAACAAAUGGAAGCAAAAAUAUGAAGCACCAUGUUAUUUGUGAAUCAAGUAAUUUAGAAAA